UUUGAUCGAAUUGUCAAAUUCCACUUUUCAGAAUUCUGUGCUGCUUGUUGACAAAAGAAAAUUUAAUACUGUAAAAAAUAAUACUUGUAAAAGAAUUUAAAUCCUAGUAGGCUUACCGUUUUCGAAUCAGUGGUCGCCAUGGAUACAAAUGCAACGCCUACCAAGCCUAGUGCUCAAAAAACUAAAGAAAAAACAAAUUUGUCUGCGCCAACAACAACAUCAAAUCCAAUUUCAACAACAGGGACGCCAUUGCAGAAUUUACCAAUUGAACUGCAGAAUGACCAAAAACGUAGAAGCUCGUCUCGUUCAAUUAAGCGCAAACGUUUUGACGACGAAAUUGUAGAAUACAGCAUUGGAUUUCCACAGUCGCGAGGUGAACCGAAAGUCGGACGACAGCGCACAACUUCCCAGACUUCUGCACAAACACAAUCUUUAUCAACAGCAGUUUUACCAGCACCUACGCCUGCUAGCAGCAGUCUUGAAGUUUCUACUUUUGUUAGAGAGACACCAACGUCGGCAUCUGCACCAAACACAAACAACGGAAAUAUUUCUUUAGCUGGAGCAUCUACUCCACUGCCACCAGUUCACCCGACAACUACAGUCAAACAAACAUCACCUUCAAUGGAACGUGCACUAGCUGCACAUGUCACGGACAAAAGACGUCCACCACGUUCCAAUAAUAAGAAAUCUAAGAAAACCGGUCGUCCUCCAAGUCAGAUUACUACGAAAGAUUUGGGACGUUGGAAACCAAUUGACGAUUUAGCGUUAAUUAUUGGCAUACAACAAACGAAUGACUUGCGUAUGGUACAUCGAGGCGUUAAAUUCUCGUGCAAGUUCACAUUACAGGAAUUACAAUCUCGUUGGUUUUCCUUGCUGUAUGAGCCUGCGAUUUCGCGUAUCGCAGUUGCUGCUAUGCGAAAUCUACAUCCCGAACUUGUGGAGUCAGUUCAAAGUAAAGCUCUUUUCAGUGUACAAGAAGAAGAGCUAUUAGGAACUAUAAAGAGUACUGAUAGUCCAAAACUGGAGCAGUUCCAGGAUUUACUUGAAAAGAAUGCCUCGCUUUUCUAUAGCGCACGGACAGCUAAAUCAUUACAGAAUCAUUGGCAAAUGAUGAAACAAUAUCAGUUACUCCCAGAUCAGGUGGUCAAGCCGUUACAUAUGAGCGAUCAACCACUAAGUUUCUCCGAUGCUGAGGAUCUUAUACUGGACGCGGAACUGAAUGAUCAACGUGAUGAAGCGCUAGAGAUUGAGUUAGCGUUGACAGACCGUCAAAAUAAACGUGAAAUUCGUCUGCUGGAAAAUGAAUUAAGCCGUUGGAAUGUUUUAGUGGACUCGGUCACAGGCGUGGCACCACCAGAGUUUGAUGGUCAAACGCUAGCAGUGCUUAGGGGUCGCUUGGUGCGUUAUUUAAUGCGGUCGAAAGAGAUCACUUUUGGUCGCUUUGUUGAGGAUUCGCACGUAGAUAUUGAUCUGUCUUUGGAGGGUCCCGCAUGUAAAAUCUCACGCCGUCAGGGCACAAUUAAACUGCGCAGCAAUGGUGAUUUUUUCAUUGCAAAUGAAGGUAAACGACCUAUUUUCAUUGAUGGUGUGCCCUUGUUGACUGGAAAUAAGACGCGACUCGCUAACAACUGUGUGGUCGAGAUAUGCAGCUUACGAUUCGUGUUUUUGGUGAACUAUGAGCUUAUUAAUGCUAUAAGGCAUGAAAGCGCGAAGACCACGGCCUCGCUGAACUAGUUUUUAGCACAUUUUUGAGCAGUUAUUCAUAAGAUUACUAUGUAAUUUUCCCUUUUGUGAAUUCUAAAUACACAACAAAUUUACUUAAAUAUA
Molecule: messenger RNA, 1827 nt
Organism: Bactrocera dorsalis (oriental fruit fly)
Lineage: Eukaryota; Metazoa; Arthropoda; Insecta; Diptera; Tephritidae
Gene: Rcd5
Product: microspherule protein 1
Exons: 4
Coding region: 139-1734 (531 amino acids)
Biological process (GO): positive regulation of transcription by RNA polymerase II
Cellular component (GO): MLL1 complex; NSL complex; Ino80 complex
Molecular function (GO): protein binding; G-quadruplex RNA binding
Source: RefSeq, a predicted model, not a curated record